Molecule: messenger RNA, 1040 nt
Organism: Mycena citricolor
Lineage: Eukaryota; Fungi; Basidiomycota; Agaricomycetes; Agaricales; Mycenaceae
Source: the annotation of a GenBank genome assembly
AUGGCUCUUCCAAAAAGUUUUUGGACUAGGACUGCGAGCUACAUCAUGAACGUUCCGCCGUUUGCGAAGCACCUGGCGGCAAACGACAAGAAAACGCGCGAUAAGUCAGUCAAAGCAUUGGCCGCCUUUCUCUCGCAUGAAUCCCAAGAGCCCAUCCCGAAGCUGGAGAUGGAUAAAUUGUGGAAGGGGAUCUUCUAUUGCUUUUGGAUGUCGGACAAGCCGCUGGUCCAGCAGGCCCUAGCCUCCGAGAUGGCUGAUCUGUUGUUAACGAUACCUUCAACGCCACGGGCACUGGAAUUUCUGCAAGGAUUCUGGUCUACUACUGUCCGGGAAUGGAGUGGUAUCGACAGACUGCGAAUCGACAAAUACUACAUGCUGGUCCGGAGAUUCAUCAACGCUACAUUCAGGCUGUUGAUUCGCUCGGAUUGGGAGAAGAGCGCCUGUGACACCCACGUCGAUAUCUUGACCUCUGCCGGUGGACCGUUAUGUUCGACUGACAGCCGCGUGCCAACAAGUCUUGCGUAUCACAUCUGCGACGUAUAUCUGGAGGAGCUGGAGAAAGCGCUGGCAAGCUCAAGAGAUACCGAUUCAGACUCUCCCCCGGCUCCAGCACCCCUGUGCACAGUGAUCUCCCCAUUCCUCCAUCUAGCAGCCCGCACUCUGACAAAAACGACGUAUGCCCGCAUCGAAACGGAAGUCUUCAAGCCUCUGUUCUCCUCCCUAGUUCCCUCUUCCGUUGUUGAGGAUCCACACCCGGCGAAACGCAUUCGGCUCGAUCCACAGGCGCGGGACUCGGACUAUCCAACCAUAGUCUCGAACUCGUGCUUCGACGAUCCUUCUACAGGCAUCGCGGAGCCUCUGGUGGUGCGCAAACGGCUGCUGCAACGACUGUUAGAGGUGGCUGGCGAACCGGAGACUAGAGACGCGAGUCGACGCAGACUGUACGCUUUCUAUCAGGCGAAUGUGGACGAGGACGAUCUCGAAGAAGGUUGAUAAUAUAUUCAUUGUAUCUCUCUCGCCCUGAUCCGAGAAUAUUCGUG